CGGAGGACUGUGUGAUGGGGGGGCUGGCAGCUGUGCAUGUUUGCUUAUGUGUGUGCGCGUGAGAGAGCAGCAGCAGCAGGGGGAGCUUGGAAACUUCGCUGCGUUCAGCGGAGGGAGACGCUUGAGCAGGAGCUGAGGCGGCUGCCCACAGUCCUUCUGCGGUCGACAGAGGAGCAGCGGUCCGGAGCAGCGGCGGAACCAUUUCCGGCUCAACAUGGACGAUUUGGAUGCUUUGUUGGCGGACCUUGAGUCCACGACAUCCCACAUUUCCAAGCGUCCACUCUUCCUGUCUGACGAUCCCACCUACUCCAUCCCUGUUGGGGGUCAGACCCAACAAGACAUUUGCUCUCCACAAGUCCCACCCUCUCCCUCUGAGCAAGCCCUGAACGGACUGGAUGAAACCGAGUCCUUCAGCUCGGCUCAGAGAAGUCCCUGGUCUGGAGAAAGCAGCAGUCCAACCCCACUCACUGGUGAGGAGGAGCACGUGUACAGUUUCCCUAAUAAGCAGAAGAGUAGUGAGUCAGCUGUUGCCAUGAACUCAACUUUGGGCAGCAACCUGUCCGAGCUUGAUCGUCUCCUGUUGGAGCUCAAUGCUGUCCAGCAAAGCACCCCUGCCUUUCCCACAGAAGAAGAAGCAGCUCCACCACUGCCUGCCAGCAGUAUUAUCCACCACAUCCACGAGAAUGGAGUCUCUACUUCUGGCAAGGCGGGACCACAUAUUUUGGAGAAGCCGAAGCGCGGUGUUACAGCUCGGGGAAUAGAGGACGUACGACCAAGUGUGGAGAGCCUUCUAGAUGAGCUAGAAAGCUCUGUGCCAUCACCAACUCCCACACAUUUGGUGUUGUCAGAUGAACAAACAGAUGGACAAGAGGAAACACCAGCACAGCAACAAGCCAGAAUGUCUGCCUCCUCUGCCACACGAGAGCUGGAUGAGCUCAUGGCCUCCCUGUCUGACUUCAAAGUCCAAAGCAAUACCGGCUCUCAGUUGUCUAUAAAUCAGGAGGCACUAGACCCCUCACUUGUAGCUGUUUCACCAGUUGUCCAAACAGAAACCACCUCAUCUUUAUAUCCUAAUGCUGAUUCACUGGAUACUCUUAUACUUUCUAGUUACACUACUCCCACCUGUAUACCUCUUACACUGGAACUCCAUAUAGAUGAAGAUGGUAGUUCAGCCAAUACCACUUCAUCUGGUUCCACUGUAGUAACCGCAUCAUCCAAGUACUCCCAGAUCCAACAGAAAGGUGAUGGUGUGAGUGUGAACCCUGAUAACUCUCAUGUGGAAAACCUCAGUGUCUCCAGUAGUGAAGUAGAAAGCUCUAUGCAGACGUCAACCUCUAGGGUCAUUGCUAGUAAAGUCUCAAGUCCAGCUGGAAAGAGUCCACUUACUGUUCGUGGAAGUUCUAGUCCAGCUCCUGCUGCCUCGAGCUCCAGUCCAGAGGUAGUUUCCAAAAGUCCUAGUCCUGUUACUGUGUCUAAUUCUAGUCCUACUCUUAGAGCCGAGAGUCCUAGUCGACCUGAUCUUAAAUGCUCCAAUCUAAGUCAGUCUUCAAAGAGUCCGACUCCAAUUUCCAUUAGUCACGGUUCAGAAGCAGGUUCGAAGAAUCAAAGUCCAGUCCCAACAAGUACAGAGGUAGUGCCUAAGACUGUGAGUCCAGUCACAGUCCCAAGACUUUCAAGUCCAGUACCAAAAAGGGAAAGUCCUGUGACAAUCCCAAAUCUCUCUAGUUCAAUAACUGGCAAAAUGAGUGCUAGUCCCGAAAUGGCUCCCAAGAGUGCGAGUCCAGUGUCAGUUCAGAGAGUUUCAAGUCCUGUGACAAUCCCAUAUAUCGCCAGCUCACCAUCUGUACCCAAGACUUCUAGUCCUGAAACAAUUCAAAAGAAGGCUUCUCCAACAAUAUUGCCAAGACUUCGGAGUCCAGUUCCUGAGAGUCCUGUGUUAAACAUUAGAAAAACAUACACUCUUCCAGACACCAGAAGUCCUAGAACUUCACCUAUUUCACUUGCUGCAGUACAAUCAAAUAGUCUGUCUCCCCCAACCACAGCAAAACAUGCAGGUGAGGGUAUGUAUUUAACAUGGCCGUGCCAUGAGCCUUUAUCGGAUGAUGCUUUAGAUAAACUCCUAAUCUCUGACUAUCCCGAAUUGGGUGAGAACCAGCCACUGGCUUCCUUUAUGCCUGGAUACGAAGAUGGAUCAUGGGAGGGAGAAGAUGGGCUUUACCCAGAUCUGAGUCGAGAGGGAACCCUCACACCCAUGACUGAGUCCAGCUGGAUGGACGAGUGUGUCACCCCCUCCACCUGCCCCGGGACACCAGAUGCAACGUUGGACCUGCCCUCACAGCAGCCCUCCGCUGUGGAGAGGCUAUCUGCCUCUGGCCAACUCAAGUCAGUUAUCCGACGCACCAAAGAGAUUUCCAAUGUGCAUCCGAUGUUCAGGGAGGGACUGUUGCGGCGUAAAAUGGGACCAAUCAUUGUGAACAAAAGCAACUCGCAAGAUCGACUCAUUGAUGAGCUGCAGGGGAAACUGGGGAUAGGGCGAGUGGAGCGCCAGCGAAAACAACGACCCGAUGACUGGCUGGCGGAGGGAGUCAUUGUCAUGUCCAACCCCCAGCGAACACGUGAAGAUGGGGUCCGGCCAGCUGUGAAUAAGAUCCUCAUCCCUCCUGAACCAUCUGCCCCACAGAGAAAAGUCCUGCCCCCUCCGCAAUCACUCCCAGCACCAAAAAAGCCACCCCCUGUCAAGCAGACUCCUCCACCGCUACCUCCUCCCCCUCCAACCCCUCCUCCUCCUCGAGAACCCACCCCUCCAUCCCCCAAAGAGCCAACUCCUCCCCCUAGGGAACCCACGCCUCCCCCUGUCCUGCCCCCUGCCUCACCUAGCCCCCCUCCCAAGCCUGUCACGCCACCUCCGCCUUUCAAGGUCUUUGUAUCAGUGGGGUGUCAGACUGACUACGACCCAAUCUUCCCACCAUUGCAGAUCCAGUCCCAGGGAAAGACGUCUCCCACUGCGCUCCCUAAACCAGCCAACAAGCUGGACAACAUGCUGGGAAGCCUGCAGUCAGACCUCAAUAGACUAGGAGUCCAGACCGUGGCUAAGGGCGUAUGUGGAGCCUGCAAGAAACCCAUUGUUGGACAGGUGGUGACAGCCAUGGGCAGGACAUGGCACCCUGAGCACUUUGUGUGCACACACUGCCAGGACGAGAUCGGCUCCAGAAACUUCUUUGAGCGAGACGGGCAGCCAUACUGUGAGACAGACUACCAUAACCUGUUCUCACCGAGAUGCCACUACUGUAACAGACCCAUACUGGAUAAAGUUGUGACUGCUUUGGACAAGACCUGGCAUCCAGAACACUUUUUCUGUGCCCAGUGUGGAGCCUUUUUUGGACCAGAAGGUUUCCAUGAGAAGGAUGGAAAAGCCUUCUGCAGAAAGGACUACUUUGAUAUGUUUGCCCCUAAAUGUGGCGGCUGUGCCCGUGCCAUCCUGGAGAACUACAUCUCGGCACUCAACUCUCUCUGGCACCCUGAAUGCUUCGUCUGCAGGGAGUGCUUCACGCCUUUCAUAAACGGCAGCUUCUUUGACCACGACGGCCAGCCGUACUGCGAGGCGCACUACCACGAGCGCCGCGGCUCUCUGUGCUCUGGCUGCCAGAAGCCCAUCACCGGCCGCUGCAUCACCGCCAUGGGCAAGAAGUUCCACCCCGAGCACUUUGUGUGCGCUUUCUGCCUCAAGCAGCUCAACAAAGGCACCUUCAAGGAGCAGAACGACAAGCCCUACUGCCACGGCUGCUUUAUUAAACUCUUCAGUUAGGCUGUGGGUCUGUGUGUUAGCGUCUGCACACAUCUGUGCUCGUGUUUGAAUGCACAUGUUGAUUUGUUUGCCCUCGGGUCGGUGAAGUGUUUUUUAAGACAGAGGAUGGGUAACAUCAACUCAACACUGUGGGGAGUUUCCUGUCUGUCCAACCUCUCAGGUUUGGCAUUUCACACUUUUGCUAAAACAUUUUUAAGACAGCCCAAAGAGAUUUUUAUUUAGAGGUUUAUUCCUGUGUGCAGCAAUGAAAAUAUGCUUAUUUCCCUGUGUGUGUGGGUACAUAUAUAAACAUACGAGAUAAGCCGUAAAACUUCCUCAGAGCUGUGAUUUGUAAAUGAUUUUAUUCCCCCAUCGCAGGGAAAGACCUUGCACGAUAUGGUGGUUUUACAAUAUGCAGGUAUGAGACGGCUGCUUGACUGCAUGGACCACGGCGAGUUGACUUCAUCAGAUUUAACGUAUGUGGAGUGUUGAAUACCCAGUGCUUGGCCAAUGAGUGUUAAUAAUCUAUGAGAAAGAUGUAUUUUUCUACCUUUGGAACCUGUUGAUGUGCCAUUUAAAAAUAACCAUGUAAACACUCCAUAUGUACAGAACAUACACACAGGCAACUCAGUCCUCACUUCAUUCAAAUACCAGUCCAAACUCUUUGCACACUCCAACCACAGAUCUUUUGAUGAAACUAUCCUAAAGGUGCAUUUUACAAAUUGGUCUCAUCAGGAUGUUAUUUCUUAUUUUUCUACUGUUUUACUAUGAAAAAAAACCCAGCUGUGUUUUCAUUUUCGCACAUACACACGUGUGCUUUUGUAACUUCAUUGUUUCACAUCUGGAAGUGAAAUCAGUCAACCACACCACGUUGUUUUGUUUACUCCAGCAAAGACUGUGUUAUUUUCAUAAAUAUUGUCAAAUGAAAUUUGACCUUUACAGCUAGUGGUAACGAAAGGUGGAUCCAUGGGAAUAACAUCAUACUAUGGUUUCUUGAUUUUAAGAAGAGGGUAAAACAACGAUAUAUGGAAAGUGAAAAUUUGCUCUUCUCGAAAAAAAUCUUCAGUUUAACUUUUUCCCCUCGAUAUUUACUCUAUGCUACUCGUUAUUAAUAUCAAGGAUGUUUAAUGAUUUCAAAAGUGGUUGUGCAUUUGGCUUACAAGCAUGCUACUUUAUAUUUUGUGGAAUUUAAUCAGCACUAGCUGCCAGUUGCUGUUACAAUCAGAAUCAAAACUUAUAUACAGUGUGUUAGACGUGACUGAACUGUGUUUUGUCUCAAUUUCUGAUUAUUGGAAAAUGUAUGUAUUUCUGAGCUGUUCAGGCUGGUAUGCAAAGAGCUGGCUCUAUUGGUGAGAAGGGUAACAAGGUGUUAACCCUCCUCACACACAGACACACACACCAGUUGGAUUCAGGUGCGUCCCACUUCCAAGGAAACGCAGCCCUCAGUGUCUUUAUUUUGAGUCAUGAGUUAUGAUCCUGCUGAGCCAAUAUCAGUGCUCCGCUAACUGAUGGAAACUGGAUUUUGUGUGCUAGCUGGUUCAGGAAUCAGAAUACCCCACGGGCCGAGCCUUCAGCAAAAUUCAUGUAAUGACUAAUUUCAUCUUUAUUUAGCUUACAGCUCUUUUUUUGCCAUAUAUGAGAAGUGUUGCUUUUUAGAGAAUACUCCUUGUCUUGAAUUUUGAUCACUAGGUGUGUAAGGAGUUGAUACACAUUAUUUACGUUCAGGAGAUGUUUGUGUUCUUGUGCCAAAUGUGUCGAUGCAAUAAGGUCUUACACACUGGAGUUCUCUCUCCUGUGGUCAGACUAUUUUCUUGGGCUGAACUCUGGGAGAGGCUUCACCUGCUGUGGUGCAUCUUAACUCUCACUUUACACUGUAAUAGACAAACCAUGGAGAAGAUCCUCUGUGGUGUCAUGUAGCAGACUGAGAUUAACAGGUAGCAGGGGCUGUUUGAAAGACGUUUGCACCUUCAUUUAAAAACUGUGUAUGCCUAAGAAAAUGAAACAGGAAUCACCACGUGUAUAUUUAUCUUCUUACAGUAUAUUGCCUUAUAGUUUUCGCUUAUUUCAAAGAAUAAACAUUUAAAAAAUGAGCAUUUUACUGUCAAUGAGAUUAAGUGAACUUUUCUUUGUACAUGGAGUCAUUCAUGUGACCCUUUACCAUUUGAAUUUUCUCAUGAGCCACAAAUUGUUUAGGCUCUUCGUGUGGGUGGGUCCUGGUUUCUGACCGAUUGAUAUAACUGUUUCAAAUUAAAUAAAUACUUUAUUUCUGCCAUUG
This is a messenger RNA of Platichthys flesus (European flounder), 6059 nucleotides long. Its product is annotated as paxillin-like. NCBI's taxonomy places the organism in Eukaryota, Metazoa, Chordata, Actinopteri, Pleuronectiformes, Pleuronectidae. The transcript has 14 exons. The coding region runs from base 215 to 3805 and encodes 1196 amino acids. The record is from RefSeq and is a predicted model, not a curated record. Gene Ontology annotation, biological process: endothelial cell migration; substrate adhesion-dependent cell spreading; transforming growth factor beta receptor signaling pathway.